UGUUACAAAUUUGAUAAAAGUUAUUCAAGUGAAGCAGUGGUUAGUGAUAUAAAUGGUUACUAAGAUGCUGGUAAUAAUUGCCUUGAUGUUUAUCAAUUUACCACUGAAUAAUGCAAUUGAUAACGAUGCAAAGACAUAUGUACAUAUGGAGCAGAAACUCCACAGCGAUUUGUUUAAAGGCUACGCCAAGUACAAGUCGCCGUCCACAAACGUGACUACAAUAAAACUAAGAUUCAUCCUGAGAUACUUCUGGUUCGAUGAAAAUGAGGAGGAAUUCUUCAUACACACAUGGGCUUAUCUCUCUUGGAAAGAUCCAAGGCUUACAUGGAAACCUGAAGAUUACGAAAAUAUACAACAAACAUUGGUCCGAUCAAUGUCUAUAUGGGGACCACCGUAUUUGUUUAGUAACGUCAAGUAUUCGUUCGAUGAAUUUGGUGUGGAGCAACUAUCAUCAUGGCGAUGUACACUAAGGAACUCCGGAUCUGUUCGAGCUGUCAUACAACUGACACUUAGAACAAGUUGUAAGAGUAAAAUUAACAAUUGGCCUUACGACAUACAGUAUUGCUCGUUUAAAUUUGUGCCAAAUCCAUUUAAACGUUUACUUUCUGGCCAAUCCACCAGAUACAGAGACAAAGUGCUUUACGAUUAUCCAUCUAAACACGGAUUGGCAGUGCUCUUAGAGCUAUCAUACGCUUCUGGGUGGGACAUACUUGAUUAUAACACCAGUUAUGAACGCACUAAUACUAGUAUGUAUUAUCUUGAAUUCAAUUUCUUAGUUGAAAGACAAGCGUCAUCAUAUGCCACUAUUGUAAUAGUGCCUGCAAUAGCUUUAGCUGUAUUCACUUUGUGCUCAAUGUUUUUGGACGUGAGGCAUAAUGUAAGGAUUCUUAUUGCCUGUUUUAGCUUUUUAAGUCAUGUAUCUUUGUUGGAAAUACUUAGUUUUUUCGUCCCUCGUAAAGCAGUUGAAAGUCCUUUGAUAUUGUCGUUUAUUUGUUCUUCAAUUAUAAUCACUGCUUGUAUUAUCUUCUUAACCAUAGCGUUAAAUUCAGUAUUGAGAAUGAAAAUAUCUCCAACGUCUAAAAUAGUUGGAUUCAAUGAACAAAUAUUGGGAACGGCUUUGAAAUAUUUUAUAUUUCCUAAGUGGGAAGUAGAUCUGAAUGUGGGUACAGACGAUUUAAAUAGUUUAGCAAAAACACGAAUUACUUUUGUCAGUAUUGUGAAUAGUUUAUUUAUAUAUUUAUUCACAUUUGUGUAUUUAAUUUUGUACUGUAUUUACAUGCCUCGGCCUACAUCAAAUUUAGUGUUGUAAAAUAA
This is a messenger RNA of Bicyclus anynana (squinting bush brown), 1314 nucleotides long. RefSeq names its product neuronal acetylcholine receptor subunit alpha-4-like. Gene Ontology annotation, biological process: chemical synaptic transmission; nervous system process; signal transduction. The record is from RefSeq and is a predicted model, not a curated record. NCBI's taxonomy places the organism in Eukaryota, Metazoa, Arthropoda, Insecta, Lepidoptera, Nymphalidae. Bases 53 to 1309 code for a protein of 418 amino acids. Gene Ontology annotation, cellular component: membrane; synapse; neuron projection. Gene Ontology annotation, molecular function: extracellular ligand-gated monoatomic ion channel activity; neurotransmitter receptor activity; transmembrane signaling receptor activity. The transcript has a single exon.